AUGAAAUUGAGAGCAUUCCCGUUUUCUCUAAAGGAUUCAACUAAGGAUUGGCUCUAUUAUCUACCUUCCGGGAGUGUUACCACAUGGAACGAAAUGAAGAGGCUAUUCCUAGAAAAGUACUUCCCAGCUUCAAGGGCGGCCAAUAUCAGAAAAGAAAUCUACGGUAUAAGGCAAUACAACGGGGAGUCCCUACAUAAAUACUGGGAACACUUUAAGAAGUUAUGUGCAAGCUGUCCCCAUCAUCAAAUCAGCGAACAACUACUUAUUCAGUAUUUUUAUGAGGGACUUCAACGUACUAAUAGGAGCAUAAUUGAUGCUGCUAGUGGAGGAGCUUUAGUGGAUAAAACCCCCGAGGCCGCGAGAAAUCUGAUUGCAAACAUGGCGGCCAAUUCUCAACAGUUCAGCUAUAGGCUCAACCCUCCAGCAAAGCAUGCUAAUGAGGUAAAUAUCUCUUCCCUAGAACAACAAAUUGCAAGUCUGACCUCUCUUGUUCGUCAAAUGGCUGCAGGUAAUAUGCAAACGGUGAAUGCUUGUGGGAUAUGUUCGAUAGUAGGGCAUCAAACGAAUUUGUGCCCAACUCUUCAAGAGGAGCCCAUUGAGCAAGUGAAUGCGGUAGGUGGUUUUCUGGGGCAACUGCAAUGGAAGUACGAUCCCUAUUCAAGCACAUAUAAUCCGGGAUGGAAGGAUCACCCCAAUCUAAGCUAUGGGAAUCCACAAAACCACCAAACUUUUCAGCCAUAUCAGCCAUACCCCCCUAGACAACAGUCAGCCCAAACUUCUGAUUCAUGUAUGUCUUUAGAGGAUAUUGUUAAAUCUCUUGCCACUAAUACUUUGUUAUUUCAACAGGAGUCGAAACAAUUUCAGCAGGAGACAAGGGCCAGUAUCCAACGUUUGGACAAUCAGAUGGGCCAAAUGGUGACGGCAAUUAGUCGGUUAGAGGCGCAAAGUUCAGGGAAAUUACCCUCUCAAACGGUUGUGAAUCCAAAAGAAAAUGUAAGUGCAAUCGUUUUGAAAAGUGAUGAAGAGGUUGAAACUCCAGCAAGGGCAGCCCCCGCAUUGCCGAACCGAGAAAAGGAGAAAGACAUCAUUCCCGAUGAUGGAGUACCUAAGCGUAAGUUUCCACCUCUUUCUGAUUAUAAACCGAUACGUCCUUUUCCUCAUGCUUUAGCAGGAUGUAGAGAAGAUGAGCAGUAUAAAGAUUUUUAUGAGACUUUUCGUAGAUGCGAGGCAAAUAUUCCCCUUUUUAAUGCUCUUAAACAAGUACCUCAUUAUGCUAAAUUCUUGAAAGAAUUGUGUUACACUAGAAUUGAGAAGGCCAUGAUAGACUUGGGAGUUUCUAUUAGUGUCAUGCCAUAUUCUAUAUAUGCUUCUUUGAAACUUGGACUUUUGAAUAAGAUUGGUAUAGUGAUUCAAUUGGCUGAUAGAUCUAAUGCCUAUCCUAAGGGUGUAGUUGAGGAUAUUCUUGUAAAAGUAAAUGAUUUGGUUUUUUCUGCUGAUUUUUAUGUACUUGAUAUGGAUAAUGGUGAUCAAACCACUCCUAUUCUGCUAGGAAGACCAUUUUUAAAAACAUCCAAGACUAAGAUAGAUGUUUAUAGUGGCACACUCACCAUGGAAUUUGAUGGUAAGAUUGAAGUCUUCGAACUUAAUGGAAAUGAUGGAUUAGAAGUCUCCAUUAGUAAACAUCUUGAAAAAGAAGAGCCAAUGCUGAAUGCUGAUUUGCAGGAAACUGUUGCAGCAUUGGAUGAUUCUCUAGACUUACCCUCUGUUUUGCAGGCCUCCAUUCCAGAGUUGAAGCCUUUCCCUAGUCACCUCAAGUACGUAUUCCUUGGAGACGGAGAGACAUUACUGGUGAUCAUCUCUAGUAGCCUUAGCGCACCACAAGAAGAGGAGCUUGUACAGGUUCUCAAUGAGCAUAAGACGGCUAUCGGUUGGACGACUGCGGAUAUCAAAGGAAGCAUCCCGUCUACAUGCAUGCAUCACCUCUUACUUGAAGAGCAAGUGAAACCUUCCUGUCAACCACAAAUAAGGCUGAACCCACACAUGAUGGAUGGAAGGGGAAAGCACUGA
Molecule: messenger RNA, 2067 nt
Organism: Nelumbo nucifera (sacred lotus)
Lineage: Eukaryota; Viridiplantae; Streptophyta; Magnoliopsida; Proteales; Nelumbonaceae
Source: RefSeq, a predicted model, not a curated record